AUGGAACACAAAAGAUUGCGCAAAGGACCGCUGCCUGGAGGUCGCCAGGGCGCGUCUGGAGUUGGCACUGGACGCGACAGCAUACAAACCGCCAGCCGAGCGCGAAGUGCUGCACGACCACCCAGCAGCCCCUCGCAUCCAUCAUCCCCACCAGCUUUCUUGGUGUCGGCAGGGUCUACGCAGGCUCAGCAAUCGGCACCCGCCACUGGUGGAGUACGCCGCAUGCGAUGGACCAUCAAUAUGAAUACAAACGCAUUGCGGGCGUAUUUUAGAGUGAAAGGGGGAGAAGUUGGAGGUUUCACGUAUCGGGCUAGGAUGCAUCGUCUUGUUACUGAGCUAGAGCCAUCUAUUACCGUCACCGAGCAAAACCUGGCAGACCGAGUUCGGUAUAUCUUACGCUCAAAUAUAUUUGAUGGCGCCGAACUCGAACAGCUACGACUUGAGGUUGUUCCCUCAUCAAAUGAAAAUGCUACGACUGAGGAUGCGGUGCCACAAGUUGCAGAACAACCCGCACACGUGGAUGCCGCCGUGAAUACACCAGUGAUUGCUGAUUCAAAUGAUGAUGGAACAUUCACCCAGGAACUAGAAAUAGAGCAAAUAAGGAGUACAUUUGAAGAGGCGAUUGUGGAAACGCGCAGUACGCCUCUCGAAAAUCAACCGCGACUUCCCCGCAUAGCCCUAAGCAAGCGGAAUCGGGCUGUCAUGAGGGCUCUGAACCCAAUGCUGGUGACCUAUUUGGAAGCCAGCCGGGACCUUUGCGAGACGGACUCAAUUCUUUUUGGCGCCGCGCUGGCAGUCUGCCGUACUAUAGGCGCCAAGGUUUCCACGGCUGGAUGCGCUACUGGCCAAAGUAGCUCUAUCCCAACAUGA
This is a messenger RNA of Parnassius apollo (apollo), 870 nucleotides long. NCBI's taxonomy places the organism in Eukaryota, Metazoa, Arthropoda, Insecta, Lepidoptera, Papilionidae. The record is from the annotation of a GenBank genome assembly.